AUGGGUCUGAAAGGGCAAUGGUGUUUUCCUUGGUCUGGACCCCGGAGACAGCGAGGGAACCAAAGGGGGACAGCCCUGACUUUGGCCUCCCACCCAGACUCUAAUCAGGCCAGGGAGCACCCCCUACCUGGGGGAGGACCCACUUUAGGAGAAGGUGCCUACUUCAGCAGCAAAGCUCGACUCUCCUUCCGUCACCAGCUGCAUGCCACAACCUCAGCCAAUGACUCUACCAACUGAAGUCUGGUGGGGAUCCGCAACUCCUAGGUGGUGGGCAAAU
This is a messenger RNA of Gracilinanus agilis (Agile Gracile Mouse Opossum), 277 nucleotides long. RefSeq lists its product as uncharacterized. Bases 1 to 237 code for a protein of 78 amino acids. Lineage: Eukaryota; Metazoa; Chordata; Mammalia; Didelphimorphia; Didelphidae. The transcript is spliced from 2 exons. The record is from RefSeq and is a predicted model, not a curated record.